UACCACAGCGAAAAUGAUAUCAUGCAUCCUUGGUGGAUGAUUGACCUUGAAGAUCCGAAGUAUGUCUUCAGCGUGGAUAUCCUUCCCAGGCAGAACAGUUUCAGAUACAGAUUCCAUGAUAUUGAGGUGCGUGUUGGAUUUACUCCCCCGACUGAUGACAACUUCUCUCACUGGCUGCUGUUGGGAUUCUACAAAGGCCGCUACUCACUGGACCAAGGUGUUAUCACAUUCACCAACAGUUCGGGGCUGUGUGGUCAGUACGUCGUGGUGCAAAGGGUCUCCAGCGAUUUCGAUCAGUUGCAACUUAACGAAGUCCAGGUGUUUGCCAAAAAUAUUCUGUAG
Penaeus chinensis is the source of this 342-nucleotide messenger RNA. RefSeq lists its product as uncharacterized. NCBI's taxonomy places the organism in Eukaryota, Metazoa, Arthropoda, Malacostraca, Decapoda, Penaeidae. Bases 22 to 342 code for a protein of 106 amino acids. The transcript is spliced from 2 exons. The record is from RefSeq and is a predicted model, not a curated record.